This is a messenger RNA of Cynoglossus semilaevis (tongue sole), 922 nucleotides long. It is a transcript of the gene ssr4, whose product is annotated as signal sequence receptor, delta. Gene Ontology annotation, cellular component: endoplasmic reticulum; endomembrane system; membrane. The record is from RefSeq and is a predicted model, not a curated record. The transcript is spliced from 6 exons. The coding region runs from base 116 to 622 and encodes 168 amino acids. Lineage: Eukaryota; Metazoa; Chordata; Actinopteri; Pleuronectiformes; Cynoglossidae.
ACUAGCGCUGCGCUGAGGUGGACUUCUUUUCCUCCUUUGCUUUGGAACCUGCGGUACAGGGGCUGUAGCUGGUGCUUAACGGUGAACGAACCUCCCAGACAACCGCUUGGACAACAUGAUGAUUCGGAUAGCUGCCUUCCUGGCCCUGCUGGUGGUCGCCUGCUCGGGAGAGAGCUGCACCGACCCAGUGAUCACUCCGUCGGCCUACACCACGUCCGAUGCUGUUAUCGCCUCUGAGACUGUCUUUAUCGUGGAGCUGAGUCUGACCUGUGCCAACGGAGCACAGAGUGUUACUUUGUAUGCUGAUGUCAACGGAAGACAGUUCCCUGUGACCAGAGGUCAGGAUGUUGGGAAGUACCAGGUGUCCUGGAGCCUUCCUCACAAACAGGCCAGCUCUGGAACGUACCAGGUUAAAUUCUUUGAUGAGGAGUCCUACAGUGCCCUCCGCAAGGCUCAGAGAAACAAUGAAGAUGUAAACGCCAUCCAGCCUCUCUUCUCUGUCAAUAUUGACCACAGGGGAGCCUGGAGCGGCCCUUGGGUAUCCACUGAGGUGGUGGCCGCCCUCAUCGGUAUCCUGGUCUACUACAUGGCCUUCAGUGCCAAGAGCACCAUCCAAGCAUAAGCAGAGCCACAGUCACCGGGUGGUAAACAGACUGAUUUGUGGUGGAUCGUUGAUUCACCAUCCAGUGUGGUGGCGAACCCACAAGGUUUUUUUUGCCACUUGAUCUGCCCUCAGAUGUGGAGUGAGAGGAGCCGUCUUUGUGCUGUUUUUUAUGCAGACCGUGUCUGUAUGUCAUCUGUUUUAUGACUUUACACGUUCUUCAGGCGUCCGCCCGUCAACAUGGAUGGGAUUUUGUAAUUUCCUUUUGGUCAAAGUAAACAAAAACAAACCUGGACCACAAAAAUAAAUAAGUAAAACCCA